AUCGGCGGAAGUGGAGUGUCAAUACAAUGCUAACUUCGUGUCGUCGUCGUUGUUUACAUGCACUGGUUCCGUUAGCACAAGGCUUCAUUUUAUCUAAAAAGGAACGGCGAAACCCUCGACAACUGAACAGCAAAAAUGGGGAAGUCAUUCGCUAAUUAUAUGUGUAAAAAGGAUUUCCAUCCCGCCUCGAAAUCUAACAUUAAAAAGGUAUGGAUGGCCGAACAAAAACUCACUUUCGACAAGCGGAAGCAAGAAGAUCUAAUGCAGGCGUAUCUGAAAGAGCAGGAAACCUACAACAACAGGUUGUUAAUGGGAGAUGAUCGUGUUAAAAAUGGCCUCAACUUCAUGUACGAAGCUCCACCGGGAGCAUCUAAAGAGGAGAAAAAAGAGGAGGGUCAGGAGGAGUGCAAGUUUGAGUGGCAGAAGGUUGCUCCUCGGGAGAAGUAUGCAAAAGAUGACAUGAAUAUUAGAGAUCAGCCAUUUGGAAUUCAGGUGCGGAACGUCAGGUGCAUCAAGUGUCACAAAUGGGGUCAUGUGAACACGGACAGAGAGUGUCCUUUGUACGGACUGUCGGGCAUCAACGCCAGCUCUAUGGCCUCCGAGGAGGAAGCAGGUCCGUCGAUGCACCCCUCCGAGUUAAUGGCGGAGAUGCGAAACAGUGGGUUUGCCCUCAAAAAAUGUGUCCUUGAUACCAACUCUAUUGUUUGCGAUUCCACACAGCAAUAUGUUGCCAGCGAUGAAGAAGACGAUCCAGAGGUGGAAUUUUUGAAGUCAUUAACAACUAAACAAAAGCAAAAACUCCUCAGAAAACUUGAUCGGCUCGAAAAGCAAAAGUCCAAGAAGAAGAAGAGCAAAAAACAGAAGAAGAAAGGCAAAAGAAAGCACAAGAAGAAGCAGGAGAGCAGUGACAGCUCGAGCAGCUCCUCUGAUGACAGCAGCAGCGACAGUGGCUCAGAUUCAGCCGCUCAUAGGAAAUCCAAGAGCCAAAAGAGAAAGAAGAACAAGAAAGAAGAGUCCUGUCAGGAUAACAGCUCUGAGAGCGAGCGGCGAGUCAAGAGUCACAAAAAGGCCUCGUCUCGCAGGAGCAGGUCAGCAAGCCCUCACACCGGACAGAAGGAGCCUAAAGAGGACUCCCGAGAUUACAGACAAAGAAGAGUGGAAAGGGGAAGGAGCAGGAGUAGAAGUCGCAGUCCCAAGAACAAGAACACUGCAGAGGGAGGUCGAGAUGGAGGGAGACGCAGCAGCAGGGACGGGCACAGACCUUCCGGCUCCAGAGCCGACCCAGACAGAAGCAGAAGCCGCGAGAGGGGCAGGGAGGGCCACGGUAGAGCGAGGCGUCACAGUGAAGAUGAGAGCAGACGGAAGGACAGGAGGGAAGAACGGGAGGGAAGGGGAAGAAGUCGGAGCAGAAGCAGAGAGCGAGUCAAUAGAAAGCCCUAAUACCUUCAAAUUUUACCCUGAAAUUGUUUUUUUAAUUCAUUUUUUUGAAAUGUUUAAAGCUCCUGUUUAAAAAAGUGUUAUCAUUUUCCUCCACAAGAGGGCAGCAGUGGACAGAAAAUACGCCGCUGCUCGUUUAUCCCGCGUGAGAAAAGGUUCACAUUAAUUACUAUUGGAAGCAAUUUUCCACUGAUCAGUUGAUGGGAAAAUAUUGGACUCAUUUUCAUUCAGUUGCUCACAAACAAGUCUUGAUGCUACUUUUAUUUUCUGUCUCUGUACAUAGAGGAUGCUGCUCUAAAAAGCACAUGAAAAAUAUGAAAACUGAAUCUUCUCGUCAAAAAUUAUUUUUGUUUUUAGUUCUUUAAUUUUUUUUGAAUGCUGCAAUAUUUAUUAUACUGUAUGAAAUAAAAAUCAGUAUAAUCCGGAAAA
Oryzias melastigma (Indian medaka) is the source of this 1866-nucleotide messenger RNA. RefSeq names its product corepressor interacting with RBPJ, CIR1 (gene cirsr). NCBI's taxonomy places the organism in Eukaryota, Metazoa, Chordata, Actinopteri, Beloniformes, Adrianichthyidae. The transcript is spliced from 10 exons. Bases 136 to 1440 code for a protein of 434 amino acids. Gene Ontology annotation, biological process: negative regulation of DNA-templated transcription. The record is from RefSeq and is a predicted model, not a curated record. Gene Ontology annotation, molecular function: transcription corepressor activity. Gene Ontology annotation, cellular component: nucleus.